AAAAAAGCAUUAAAAGGACGAUAAGAUGAAAAUAGAGGAGAAUAAAGAAGAAUAUAAUCCACAACAUCUGACAACAGAAAAAUUUCACACUGAUCAAUCUAAAACAGAGACUGGUACCUCCCGAGAUAAUAAAGAUGAAGAAUUAUCCAAUGUCCCAAGCGAAAAAGUACUUAAUGCUUCAGAGGUAUUAUCAAAUGAUUCAAAGGUGAGCGAUGAACAACUAAACGAUGCUAUACUGAAAGAUAAUGAUACUACGAUCGAUAAAAUAUCAGGCGCACCUGACAAAAUCAAUGAAAAUGGAACAAAAACAAAGAGAAUGAAGCAAAGCGAAGUUCUAGUUAAUCAAACCAUGCCAGAUAAAACAACUGAUCAGGCCAAAGAUGGUGGUACAAAAACGAAAAAAAUGACAGAAAGCACAGACGCUUCUGGCAAGGGUAAAAGAAAGAGAUACAAGUUGAAAUGCAAAAACUGUACGUGUGAAAAUUGUCCGCUUAAAGAAUAUCAAAAAAAGAAAAAGGCAGGUAAACUAGAAGAAGUGGUUGGGCCUGUUUGUAAGUGCGAACCAAAAUGCGCUUGCAUGGAUUGUGAAUACAUAAAACGCUUACGAGAAUUACUUUGCAAUACCGUUUGUGGAGGAACACCAAAACCAGAAAUAGAAACUCCAGACCCAGGAAGAGAUACUCCUGAGCCAGGAACAAAUAAUAUUCCAGAACCAGUAAAAGAUACUCCAAGCCCAGUGACAGGUACGCCAGAACCAAAGACAUAUAAGCCAAAACCAGGAACGGAUACUCCAGAACCAAAAACAGAUACGCCAGAGCCAAAAACAGAUACGCCAAAACCAGGAACGGAUACUCCAGAACCAGGAAGGCAUACGCCAGAAACAGCAACGGAUAAUAAAGAAACAGAUACUCCAAAAACUCCAACCAGAAAUUGCUUGCCCUGUUGUUGUCCAGAAUUGAUACAAAAGAAAAGAAAAUGUAAAUGUAUAUGUGCUGGAAAAAGUGGUACUUUUGAUGGCAAUCCUACAGAUUCAGCGAAUGAUAGAUUGACCAGAGAAGCAAGCAAGAAUCAAUCACUUACACAAAUUAGUUCAGAAAAUGGAAAAACACGUAAAAAACUACUACUUGCAGAUAAUGUUCAAGAUAAUGUGCAAUCAGCUAAGGAACACUCAAAAAAUGUUCGACACAGUGAAACAAAAUCGAAAGAUCAACCAGACUCAAAAUAUGAUAUACAAUAUGUUUCAGUAAUAUUACCAUCUUCCGAUACUGCAUUAAAAAAUUGUUGCAAGUUAUGUAGGGAAGAAAAUAGAUUCUUCGAUUCAAAAGAAGAAGAAGUCGGUUGCCCAAAAGAACAAGAAGUAGGUUGUCCAAAAGAACAAGUGGAAAGUUGUCCAAAUGAUUCAAAAUCUACUGAAAGUGGAGAAGGCAAUACGAAGGAUGCAGAAGGGGCUUAUUUUUUUACACGGAAGGGUGUAGCAAGAAAAAUUCGUGGAGAAGUUGGAGUGUUCAAAAGACAAAAGAAAAAUUUGUAAAUUUUAAGAAGCCAAACGAAAAUUUGAAUGCAAAUGCAAGUCAUGUAAAUGUGAUGCAUGCCCAACAUUAGCAGCUAAACUUAGAACUACAAAUUGUAAUUGUGCGACUUGCGAAUGUGGUGAAUUACAGAAAAAAAUUGAAGAAAAAAUCACAGAAUUAGAGGAAAAAAAAGCAACUGCAAAUAAUCAUGAUUUAAAUUUUGGUACAAUUAAACCAUGCUUAUGUCAACCAAAAUGUAGGUGUAAAUUAUGCCCCGGUCGUGAACAAAAACCUGAUCCUAAGGAAAGGCAAGAAUCUUGUUUAUGUAGUGAGGAUUGCUUAUGUACUGUAUGUGCAUAUAGAAGGCCUAAAAAAUUUCCUUUUGAAACUGUAAAAUCAUGCAAUUGUUUGCUAUGCAUAUGCAAUACAUGCCCUGGUUUAAAAGAGUAAAUUUGAUAAUAAUUUUAAAAUAAAAUUAUUCUAUCAAUUAUAUCUGAAAAUUAUGCCAAUUUUAUAAUACUUAGCUCUAUUAUGAACAUCUACAUUUAGUUUGU
Chrysoperla carnea is the source of this 2065-nucleotide messenger RNA. RefSeq names its product proteoglycan 4-like. Bases 26 to 1531 code for a protein of 501 amino acids. The transcript is spliced from 5 exons. Lineage: Eukaryota; Metazoa; Arthropoda; Insecta; Neuroptera; Chrysopidae. The record is from RefSeq and is a predicted model, not a curated record.